AUGGACAAUUUGAUUAGUGAAAUAAGUGGCCAAACAGGUCGCAGUGACAACAGCGGGUUUCUGCUCCUCUCUUAAAACCCUAGCUGUGAGUUUGGCUGCUACCACAUAUAUAUUAUAUACACAGAGAGAGAGAGAAUCGAAGAGCAAGUAUGGAUCCCAAUCAAGCUGACCUUGAACGACUGAUGCUCUUCGAGCACGCUCGUAUUACUGCCGAAGCCAAUUACAAUAAGAACCCCAACGAUGCUGAUAACCUAACUAGAUGGGGCGGUGCACUACUCGAAUUAUCUCAAUUUGGCGGUAUCACUGAAUCUAAACAGAUGAUUAGGGAUGCUGUUUCAAAGCUGGAGGAGGCUUUAGUUAUCCAUCCUAGAAAGCAUGAUGCUUUGUGGUGUUUAGGGAAUGCAUUUACUUCUCAUGCUUUUUUGACUCUGGACAUCAGCGAUGCUCAGGUUUAUUUUGACAAGGCAUCUGAAUGUUUCCAAAAAGCCGUAGACGAGAGUCCAGGAAAUGAACUCUAUAUUAAGUCCUUGGAAGCCACUGCUAAGGCGCCAGAAAUGCACAUGGAGCUUCAUAAGCAUGGAGGAUUUCAACAGGCUAUGGCCGGAGGUUCCGCUACUACAAAAGCAGAGCAUUCAAAGAAGGCCGUGUCGAGUGAUCUGAAGUAUGAUAUAUGCGGAUGGAUUAUUCUUGUUGUAGGGAUUGUUUCAUGGGUUGCAAUGGCAAAAUCAAAUGUUCCUCCAACUCCAAGAUAAGAAGCCUUUAUAUAUUGAAGUGGAAACUGUGUUUUGUUUGGUUAAGAAACUGUGUUUUGUAUGGUCAAGUACUGGAUCUGGAGCUUAAACCUUUAGCCCUAUUUUAACUUUUCAUAUGUAAUUUUAUUUUCUGCCAGGAUAUAAUAAUGAAUAUUUACUUUC
Molecule: messenger RNA, 914 nt
Organism: Daucus carota subsp. sativus
Lineage: Eukaryota; Viridiplantae; Streptophyta; Magnoliopsida; Apiales; Apiaceae
Product: mitochondrial import receptor subunit TOM20
Exons: 6
Coding region: 150-752 (200 amino acids)
Biological process (GO): protein insertion into mitochondrial outer membrane
Cellular component (GO): mitochondrial outer membrane translocase complex
Molecular function (GO): protein binding
Source: RefSeq, a predicted model, not a curated record